Lathyrus sativus (Indian pea) is the source of this 861-nucleotide messenger RNA. NCBI's taxonomy places the organism in Eukaryota, Viridiplantae, Streptophyta, Magnoliopsida, Fabales, Fabaceae. The record is from the annotation of a GenBank genome assembly.
AUGGGGGUUAAAAACGAUAGGGUGAAAUUCAGUGUCGGAGGCAGAGUAUUUGAAACGACUUCAACAACACUUGCAAAUGCUGGGAGAAAUUCCAUGUUGGGUGCAAUGUUAGAUGAGAAUUGGAAUCUGUUAGACAAUGGAAGUGAGAGAUUCAUCGAUCGUAACGCAGAUUGCUUCUCUGUUAUCUUGGAUCUGUUACGAACAGGUGAACUUUACAUCCCAAAUAACAUUCCUGAGAAGCUUUUAUACAGAGAGGCUCUGUUUUAUGGUGUUCUAGACCAUGUUCGUUCUGCGAAAUGGGGUCAAUUUGAUGGGAACAGGUUAAGGUUGUCUAGGUCUGUUCAAGGACAAGCACCGGGUGUUGGAACAGCAAUUCGAGCUGGUCCAGAUGGGGGCUGUUGUGUUGCUCAUGGUUGCAUGGUUCAUGUUUAUGAUUGGAUGUUAGAUCAACACAAUUCUGUUAACCUUGAUUACCAAAGAGUCAACGAUGUUGGUUGGGUUGACCCUAACAACAUAGUUAUAGGUGUGAGUGAAAGACUUGGUCGUGGUGAUGGUGGAAUGGGUUUGUUUAGUUCACAUAAUGGUGAACUUAGGUACAAGUUUCAUGUUAGUCAUGAAAAUCAUGUUAAAAGUUACACUUCUGGUGCUUUGAGUUUUAGUUCUGAUUACAAGAUUUUUUCUAGUUGUAAAGGUAGAAGUAAUGAAUAUGGUGUUGGUGUUUGGGAUCAAGUUACUGGUAAACAAGUUGAUUUUUUUUAUGAGCCUUUAGGUUGGUCGCAUGGCGAUGCUGAUAAACUUCAAUGGUUAGAAGGCAGUAACUGUUUGUUAGUUGCUACAAUGUUUCCUAGAAAAGAUAACUGA